UAGUCUUAUGACGCUUACCAGGUUUAUUGAUGGCUUAACAGAUGACCUUUCAAUGCACGUGAGAAGCUACAGGCCAGAAUCUUUAGAGGAAGCCUACGCCAUCACUACGCAGUAUGCGAAUGCAGCAUACAGACGUACGCUAAAUAAGAAGCCGACAAUAGAUAACAUGGACAAACAAAGUUUUCAUAAUAGACAGGCGAAACAAAACAAUUACAACAACAACGGCAACUCGCUCAAUGCGAAACCUGCCAACUCCAAUUCCAACAACCCAAACCAUUCAAAAACAUAUGGGUCGGGAAAAUUUAAAACGAGAAGCUCACCAUCGGACGAUGACGUCUCCAUGAGGACGGCGAAAUCUCGUGUCGAGGUGAAUAACCACGACAAUAAAACAGAACGCGAAAGCAAACUUGAGGAAAAACCUGACACCUCAAAUCAGCUGGAGGAAUCCGUUCUAGAGUCGGAUGACGAUGACUACUUCGUCGACGACGAGCUAAAUUUUCAGGUGAAAUGAAAUUUUUGGUCGAUACAGGUGCGAACAAAAACUAUCUUUCACCAGACCACGUCAAUAUAGAAAACUGCAAAACCGAAACGGGAAUUAAGGUGACGAACAUAAAAGGAACCCACUCAAUAAACAGAUCGGCCUCUUUCGACCCGUUUCAAAUCAACAAGAAAUUGAAGUUUUUCAUCUUUAAAUUUCACAACUUCUUUGAUGGAUUGAUUGGUUAUGAGUCGUUAAGAGACUUGAACGCUCAAAUUGACAUUCGCA
Wyeomyia smithii (pitcher-plant mosquito) is the source of this 766-nucleotide messenger RNA. RefSeq lists its product as uncharacterized. The transcript has 2 exons. The coding region runs from base 8 to 511 and encodes 167 amino acids. The record is from RefSeq and is a predicted model, not a curated record. Lineage: Eukaryota; Metazoa; Arthropoda; Insecta; Diptera; Culicidae.